AUGGCAAUAAUGCAGGACAGGAAUAGUGAGGAGGUGCCGCGCGAGUUCCUCGAGACCGGACGGACAGGGCGGAGGAACGCUAUGCCUGACAUCCUGCACCCACAAGGCGCAGAAGUAACUACGGCAGAUUUGCCUUCCCGGUUGCAACAGCUGGCCACUACUGAUCCAGAGAAUCCGCAGCCAAGCACUUCAAAAACUGAUCUCGAGUCUGUCAAAGACGACGAAUCAAGUAAAAAGGGUAGCUGCAGUUGA
Molecule: messenger RNA, 252 nt
Organism: Parnassius apollo (apollo)
Lineage: Eukaryota; Metazoa; Arthropoda; Insecta; Lepidoptera; Papilionidae
Source: the annotation of a GenBank genome assembly